CUCCCCCUCCCGAUGAGCACGGGAGUCGCAGCGACACAAUGCCAACAACUUGCAACUCCCCCAGUUGUAAUGACGCGGCGAAGCUCGCUGAGCCCGAGAGUCACGACUCAAAAAAGCCAGCGGCCACUGACAACAAGAACGCUGAGGGCACCCUGCGGAAAAUAAGGAGGCUGUUUGAGUACCUCCGUGAGGCGUCUCUCAAGGACACCAGCAAGCGUGGAAUAAGUGAGGACCCCGCUUGGGAAGAGUUGGAAGCGGCCUUGGACGAGAACUCGUUCUCUACAUUGGAAUCGGCCAGUAGAGAUUUGCAGUCCCAUCAGCGGCGCGAAGAGUACGAAGAAUGGUUUGAUCAUCUGCAAGAAGAGAUCAAGAGACGUGACUACGUUAUUCGCAGCCAGCGAGCCGAUCUGAUCAACAAGGACAACAAGAUUCGCGAUCUGGAGCUUGAGAUUACCGCCUACCUCGCGGACGACUGUCGCAGACGAGCUGUCGAGCCGCGAAGCAGCGGCAGAAAACGCGGAGGAGAAGGCGACAGGUAUCCCUUGCUAUUCUUUUCUUUGAAAUCACACAGCUAACCUGCCGUCCAGCUCAACUCCAAACCCCUCCGAUAUGCCAGUGAAGAAACGCGCGAAACGGGUCGUUUUGUGCAUCCGAUGCUAUCAACUCGAGCUGCCAUGCGACCAUGGGAUUCCUUGCAAAUACUGCGAAGUAGAUAAGGAGGAGUGUAAGCGGUCCAAGUGCGCGCACUACAAGGAGGGACAAUGCAAACGCCAACAAUGUUCUCGGGCACAUGCGGACGAUAAAUUUCCUCCAAAGCAUUUAGUAAACUCCCGCCAUUUCUCGAAGUUGACUCAUAAGAAACACGUUGAGAAGGAUACAGGGGACUCCGGCGCCGCGGACGACGAC
Westerdykella ornata is the source of this 906-nucleotide messenger RNA. RefSeq lists its product as uncharacterized. The record is from RefSeq and is a predicted model, not a curated record. Lineage: Eukaryota; Fungi; Ascomycota; Dothideomycetes; Pleosporales; Sporormiaceae. The transcript has a single exon. Bases 39 to 575 code for a protein of 178 amino acids.